Molecule: messenger RNA, 1573 nt
Organism: Cucumis sativus (cucumber)
Lineage: Eukaryota; Viridiplantae; Streptophyta; Magnoliopsida; Cucurbitales; Cucurbitaceae
Product: UDP-glycosyltransferase 75C1
Exons: 1
Coding region: 46-1521 (491 amino acids)
Molecular function (GO): UDP-glycosyltransferase activity
Source: RefSeq, a predicted model, not a curated record
UUUUCAAAUAUUGAAUUGUCAAAGAAACCUCUCCUCAUACUUCUUAUGAUCUAUAAAAAAGAGCCAGAAAAAAACAACAUAUUUAAUCCCAUCUUCUCAUAUAAGUGGUUUUCGAAAAGAGUCAUCAUGAGAAACCACCAUUUUCUUAUUGUAUGUUUCCCCUCUCAAGGAUACAUAAACCCUUCCCUUCAACUCGCCAACAAACUCACAUCCCUAAACAUUGAAGUCACCUUCGCCACCACCGUCACCGCCAGUCGUCGUAUGAAAAUAACCCAACAAAUCUCUUCACCAUCUACCCUAUCUUUCGCCACCUUCUCCGACGGUUUUGACGACGAAAAUCACAAAACCUCCGACUUCAACCACUUCUUUUCCGAGCUCAAACGAUGCGGUUCUCAAUCGCUUACCGAUCUUAUCACUUCAUUCCGUGACCGCCAUCGUCGCCCCUUCACUUUUGUGAUCUACAGCCUCCUUCUAAAUUGGGCAGCUGAUGUCGCCACUUCUUUUAAUAUCCCUUCAGCUCUAUUCUCAGCUCAACCAGCCACAGUUUUGGCGUUGUAUUAUUAUUAUUUUCAUGGCUUUGAGGAUGAAAUUACCAACAAACUCCAAAAUGAUGGCCCUUCGUCUUUGUCCAUAGAAUUGCCAGGUUUGCCAUUAUUGUUUAAAAGUCAUGAAAUGCCUUCUUUUUUCUCUCCUUCUGGCCAACAUGCAUUCAUUAUUCCUUGGAUGAGAGAACAAAUGGAGUUUCUUGGUCAACAAAAACAACCAAUAAAAGUAUUAGUCAACACGUUUCAUGCUCUAGAAAAUGAAGCCUUGAGAGCCAUUCAUGAGUUGGAAAUGAUAGCGAUUGGACCUUUGAUUAGUCAAUUUCGUGGUGAUUUAUUUCAAGUAUCAAAUGAAGAUUAUUACAUGGAAUGGUUGAAUUCGAAGUCAAAUUGUUCGGUUGUUUAUUUAUCUUUUGGGUCAAUAUGUGUUUUGUCUAAAGAACAAGAAGAGGAGAUUUUGUAUGGUUUAUUCGAAAGUGGGUAUCCAUUUCUGUGGGUAAUGAGAUCAAAAAGCGAUGAAGAUGAAGAGAAAUGGAAGGAAUUAGUGGAAGGGAAAGGGAAAAUUGUGAGUUGGUGCAGACAAAUUGAAGUAUUGAAACAUCCUUCAUUGGGUUGCUUUAUGAGUCAUUGUGGUUGGAAUUCAACAUUAGAAAGCUUGAGUUUUGGGUUGCCAAUGGUGGCUUUUCCUCAACAAGUAGAUCAACCUACUAAUGCAAAGCUUGUUGAAGAUGUGUGGAAGAUGGGAGUGAGAGUGAAGGGUAAUUUAGAAGGAAUUGUGGAGAGGGAAGAAAUUAGGAGAUGUUUGGAUUUGGUAAUGAAUAGGAAAUAUAUCAAUGGAGAAAGAGAAGAGACUGAGAAGAAUGUUGAGAAGUGGAAAAAACUGGCUUGGGAGGCUAUGGAUGAAGGUGGAUCCUCAAUUUUGAAUCUUGCCAACUUUGUCGAUGAGAUUGACGUGGGUGAUGAGUUGGCAGAUUCUUGAUGAACUUUUAUUUUCUCUAAAUUUUCUUCGAUAAAGAAGUUUGAAUUAUGUA